Opisthorchis viverrini is the source of this 4899-nucleotide messenger RNA. RefSeq lists its product as hypothetical. The record is from RefSeq and is a predicted model, not a curated record. The transcript has 26 exons. The annotation marks the transcript as partial. NCBI's taxonomy places the organism in Eukaryota, Metazoa, Platyhelminthes, Trematoda, Opisthorchiida, Opisthorchiidae. Gene Ontology annotation, cellular component: cytoplasm.
UCCCUUCAAGAUGCAGGUAAAUUUGUUAAGAAGCUUCGGGAAUCCGAUCCGGACAUUGCUAAUUCUGCCGCCAAUCGAUCUGGCACCGAAGAGGAACACAGAGCCUUGCAAGCUGGACUACUCUAUCUUGCACUCACAGAACCAGAUCGCAGACGAUCAUAUUGUACAGAUAUUGUCCUGACAUCUCGGGACAACCUAACGUACGCCCUGUCCGAAAUGACCCGCCUGGUUGCUGAAACCUGGCCAAAGAUGCCACAGUCAGUACGGACGAAUCUUUUGUCUCUCCUAGGGGAACUGAUUGUUGCGCGUGCCAGCGUGGAGGUGCUGAUAUUACACAUUUGUCGCCGGAUGUCCAGCGGAGAUCUGAGUUCAGGAAACCUUUGGCUUAUUGAAACCAUGGUAGACCUUUUAGAGAAGAACAAAGAUUGGUUAACUAGCCCCGAGCGUCAGGCAUUUCUGCUUCCACUAAUAGUGUUCACAUUUUUGCGGCUGAUACCAGAUCAUCACACGAGUUCCGCAGUACUGAGCAGUUCUCAGGUAGCAGCAUCCACAGCACAACAGCCGGGGUCUCUGGCCACUCUUCGGCAACGUGAACUGAACUUCACGGAAGAGUUGAUAAGAAAGCACUUCGAUCGAUGUGCUCAGCUUGGGCGGGAUUUUAUUCGCUUAUUACAUGGUGUCGCCAGACUGGAUCCGAUGCGACGAUUGUGGGAUGACAUACUUCAGAACAUGCCCCUCUUGUCUUCACAUUUCUCAAGUGUGGCUGACGUGCUCGAAAUUACAACUCCACAGUGCUUCACACAAACCCUUAUCCCUCAUGAAAUGGAACAGUGGGCUCGUUGGAUGAUGAAGAACGUUCAUUGCGUACCCCGCGUGCCAGUCAAUCGCUACCAAGAAUUCUUUCAACGGAAAUUCUUCGCUACACCAGAGAGCCAAAGCCUCCGCGUUUGUCUUCUACGUUAUAUUGUCACCUUCUUCUACCCAGACAAUGAGAUGCUAGCGUCUACUCUGAUUCCUCGAUGGAAUGUGAUCUCGUGGAUCCUUUCUCAAUCCACCUGCGCUGUCGUAACCGCCAACGCGAAGCUUGCGUUAUUCUACGAUUGGCUGUUUUUCAAACCAAAUGGUUGCAUUAUGAACUUGGACCUGAACGCAAACCGAAUUCAUAUCGCUCAAACACUCCUCUUUCUUUAUCCAACAGAACCAGCCUUGUUAGCAAUGAUGAAUCACUUGACGCCGCGAACACAGCCAAUCGCACUGUCUUUAGUGGACUUCCUUGUUAAAAUCGUUGGGACCUAUCACCCGCCCAUGACUGACAGAAUCGUCGCUGGUGUACGGAGCGGUCUAGAGGAAAUGAUUCGGUUGGGUGUUGUCAAGAAUAUCAAUCCUCUCUUCGAGAUGCUCCACCGAACUUCCCCUGAUUUACUACGUGCGCUGAGAUCUUUAUUGGGAUGCGAACCCAUUAUCGGUGCACCGUCUCCUGGACCAACUGACGCGAGUGGAAAGUUGAUCAACAGUGAUAAACCAGGGGUUCCAAUAGAUGGAUUCCCUCCGCAUUCGCCGGGCAUCUCAACUCCCCAAUCCUCGCCACGCCGUCCUUCCACUCCGCCACUUGCUGGAAUCAAACCCAAGCAAACAAGUAAGCCCUUUUUAUCAGAUCCUUUCUGCCAAUAUAGACCACAAAGAGAUACUCGCUCAGCUACGCCACCCGAACUAAGCACGAGGGUUGAGAUUCCGUCACGUUACCCAAGCCAAGCCAAGAUCAGUCGAGAUGCCAAAGUUGGGUUCGAGCCAAAGACCAAACACCUUCCACAACCGCUUUGUCAGAACCGACGUAAAAAAAUGUCAGUGAGCAACAUAAGGUUUGUAAAGAAGUCGUCCAGCUGUAACACCCAUUCGGCGCCUAGCUGCCAUGCCACCCGAAGGAAGCACGAGGACAGGGAUACUACCAGGUUGCCCAAGCCUAGACAGGUAAUGUCGAGGGGCAAAGGUAGGGUUCGAAGCAUGAAUCUUGUGGUCAGUAAAUUCGCGCUCUUACCACUGAGCCAUCUCGCCUCCAAGGUUCAGUCCGGUGCGUUGAGUGAUCCAAGAUUAACGCGCGGCCAGGCAGCCAUUCUUGCCGGCGCACUUCCAAGUCCGACAGUUUCUCCACUCAUGGAGGGCUCUGCUAAAUCGAUCGAGCCAUUGGUGCCCGUCAACCCCACUUCUUUGAGCAGUGUCGCUCACCAACCGACUAUUCCGAUUGUCAUCCCAAGCAUGCCUAUGGCUGAUGAACCCAAACCGAAGCCUGUACCGAAGCGUCAUAUUUUGCACUUGCCAGUUGGACAAAAUUUGGCCAAUCAAACGGCGCAACCGGAGCCGAUCCUAUCUGAGCUUGACCUAGAUAAGCUUGAUAUCGAUCGAAUCACUGAAGAAGAUGCUCGGUUCGCACGGGCUAGUUGGAGUCCCCCGCCACUUCCGCCUUCUCAAGCUAUUGUGCACGGAGACAAGACGGAUCAGCUGCCGGAGACCCCGGAAUCGAUGGAAUUGACAAUAGACAAUCUUCGCCGCCGCUUCCAGGACUAUCAGCUUAGAUAUCGUUACUGCGUUGAACCGGUGGAUGUGAAUGCGCUGAUUGAUUUAUUGGAAGGACCGAUCCGAAGUGCUCUAGAGGCCUUUCGUGACCUCGCCAUCCGAUUUGGGCUUGUUCGUACCAUGUCCGGAGGAAUGGUUUGUGCAGACCGGGGAGGUGACGAACCCGAUCUAGAUCUACUGAACGGUGAAGUAGACAAGCGAACCAGUUCAGUACGUCUGCGUUCAGCCUCCGUCUUAGUUGACCUAUGUGUUGCGAUGGAGAACCUCGUACAAGCCGUCCUAGCGGAAGACUGCUUUGAUGAUUUGGAUAUCGCUGGUCGUACAGCCGGAGUGGUCUGUGAGCUGUUGUUCCCAUUGUUUGCUGAACGUCUGAUGCCUGCGGGAACUGAAUGGUCAGAAGAGUAUGUGUUUACAAUCAGUUGGGAAAACCUUGGGACCUGUCAGGAAGACAUCGUUUCACAGAAGCAUGAAUUUCCUCAUUGUUACCCCCUCGUUUCUUGCAUCACUUCUUAUUCUCACUUCUUCGCUUCCCACAGACAACUUGAAGACUGUUUGCAGUUCCCAAUCUUCGUCCCGUUUCGUCAUCUGUGGGAAAUGAAUCCUGGGGACCCAAAGCGCGAGCUUCUACUACUUCUGUUGACUGAGAUGCAAACCAAGCAGCCGCGGUUGGGCUAUCACUUGCUAUUUUUCCUGAAAGUCAGUAAUGUGAAUGACGAAUCGAUGACUAUCUAUCGAAACUUUUGUGCCAGCCAGGAAAAUCCGAAUCUCCGGGAUUCUUUGUUCAAGGAUAUGCAGCUUCUCGCCGAUGACAACCGGCGCCUCUUCGCCUAUUUGCUGCCAGAUGUAUACACAGUGUUCGCGUCUGAGCUUAUGAAUGACGCUGGAUUCAUGCAUUUGGUCGUAAGCACGCUCGAUCCGAGCAUGUGUAACACGCUUAUUUGUGAAAUUGUCCGUGGUCACAUGAACAUGUUUCAGUCGGACGACUUAUCACCGCUUUUAAAGGCCAGUCUUCAAUGGAAUUCGAUCGAACAGUUCUUCUUUUGGCAGUUGAUCAAUGCGCACGAAAUUCCCACACGAAGUUUCCUACCUCUGGUAAAAUGUGUUGAGCCGGCAAAACAUCCUGAAGCGACGGCCAAUCUGAUACUUCUUUUCAAGUUGGAAAAGCCUAGUUUUGAACUGGUUCGAGCCUUGUUGUCGCGGCCGGGACCUAACGAUGCUUUGUCAGUCACAGCUCUUCACUUCUGGAGUUGUCCGGAUAAUCAACAUGCGUCUCGCUUCGCCAAUAUCUUGAAAUCAAUGAUAAUGACGCCACUGUCUCAACGUGCUGAGGGUGUCGGUUCCAGCACUUCCGCACGAGAUGCACGUGACAAACGAAGGAAUGGUGGAUCCAAACACCUUUCUCCAGAAAAUUGUGUUGAUUUGCCGCUGAUUUUGACCCAUCUGGAUGCUAUGAGGAAGAAUUGCCGGAACAUAUCGCGCAUACACCAACCUAACAAAGUUAAACGGUAUGGAGUUCUUCAGGAUGAGGACGUGCAACUAGCACUUCAGUCCGUGGCAAAUUCUCGAAAAGUGCCACUGAGUGUAAAGGAUCAUUUCUCCGACCUUUUGGCUUUGGCGGAAGAUCAACCAAGCGCUCCAACAGGUUCCUCAAAAGGAUCUGAAGACUCACUUUCUCCCGAUGCACUGCAUCGUUUAAGUGGGGCGUCAAUCGGGUCAGAUACAGGAAAAAGGCUGUCGUUUUCCGGACGAACGGUACAAAUGGGGAGCAAAGGAGGUCAUAGUCUUCGAAACUUGGACUCAAGGCGUGCUGCAGAGGCGGAAAGACGUCAGUUGCCCGUCGCAGGCAGCGCUACAAAGCGAUCCUCUCGGACGUCCGCGAAUCAGAACAAUAAUGGUGCCGGUGCUGAGUCCGAUAAUGAAGACAAUGAAGCAAUGUCGUCAACCGGCUCAACUUCUGAUUCCUCGGAUGAAGAGGACGAAAAACCGUCAGUUGCCUCAGGAAACCGUAAAAAACGCAACUCGCGUAAUUCCAGUCCAAGCGGCAGUUCACGACAGUCCGACCAAUCGAGUUCGAAAUCGUCCUCCGGAAAACGAGUUGUCACUUCUGAAGGCUCGAAAGACCGGCGUCCUAGCAUCAAGCGUGCGUUGAACCGAUUCGAGUCUACGCUGAAUAAAAGCGAUGAGGACGAUGAUGAUGACGAUGAUAAAGGACUUGAGGUUGUUGUGCUCGAAGAAGACAGUGGUGAUGAGAAAAAUAACGAUGAUUCCGAAAAGGUCAGACCACCCAAGCGCCGAAAGACAUCCAGCAGACGUUUCGUCCUCGACGAC